This is a messenger RNA of Acanthosepion pharaonis, 1731 nucleotides long. Lineage: Eukaryota; Metazoa; Mollusca; Cephalopoda; Sepiida; Sepiidae. The record is from the annotation of a GenBank genome assembly.
AUGAGCCAAGUGCGAAAUCGGAGCCGUAAAAUUGAUGCUACACAUCCUUUCUUCCUUUAUAUAAUUAAUCUCUCUAUUUCUCAUUGUCUUUUUCCUUCGCUUCUCGUUGACGUUUUCCCCUCUCUUUCUUAUUAUCAUACCAUCAUUUUUCUUUUGCUUUUUUUUUUUCACAGCAUCUCUUUCUUUUUCCAUAUAUUUUUCUUUUCUUUUUCUUUAACCAUACUCUUUCUUUUUUUUUCUUUACUUUUUGUUCUCCUUCCUCUUGCUUUUCACCACUUUCCUUCUUUCUUUUUUCUUUCAUGGUUUCUUCUUUCCUUUAAAAUUGCUUUCUUUCUUUCCAUCACACAUUCUUAUUCUUUUGUAUUUUUUAUUUUUUCCAUAUUUCUCUUUCUUUCACAUUUUUCUUUCACGUUUUUCUUUCACAUUUUUCUUCUUUCACAUUUUUCCUUCUUUCACAUUUUUCUUUUACAUUUUUCCUUCUUUCACAUUUUUCUUUCUUUCACAUUUUUCUUUUACAUUUUUCUUUCUUUCACAUUUUUCUUUCACGUUUUUCUUUUACAUUUUUCCUUCUUUCACAUUUUUCUUUCUUUCACAUUUUUCCUUCUUUCACAUUUUUCUUUCUUUCACAUUUUUCUUUUACAUUUUUCUUUCUUUCACAUUUUUCUUUCACGUUUUUCUUUUACAUUUUUCCUUCUUUCACAUUUUUCUUUCUUUCACAUUUUUCUUUUACAUUUUUCUUUCUUUCACAUUUUUCCUUCUUUCACAUUUUUCUUUCACAUUUUCCUUUACAUUUUUCCUUCUUUCACAUUUUUCUUUCUUUCACAUUUUUCUUUCUUUCACAUUUUUCCUUCUUUCACAUUUUUCUUUCUUUCACGUUUCUUCACAUUUUACUUUCUUCCACAUUUUUCUUUCGUUCAUAUUUUUCCUUCUUUCACGCUUUUUUUUUCUUUCACGUUUGUGUUUCUUUCACGUUUUUUUCUUUCUUUCUUUUACAUUUUCUUUUUUUUUUCACAUUUUUUACGCUUUGUUCUUUGUUCUUUUCUUCUUUUUUAUUUUUCAUUAUUCUUCUUCCUUUCGUAUUUUCUUUUUUCGUAUUUCGUUAAUUUGUUCUUUUUGCUUUCUUUAUAUUUUAUCUUUCCUUGUCUCUUAAUUUACUUUUUUUCUUUCUUUCUCUUUUUACAUACUCUCUCCCUUUCUUUUUUCUUUUACAAUUUAGUUUCUCCUUUUCAUUCUGCUUCCCUUUUUUCCUUCAUACUUCCUCCCCACUCGCCUCCACUGCUGCCGCUAGCUUUUGCCACCCGACCACCACCACCACCAUCACUUCCAUCUAUCGGACUUACAACUUCGAAUUCUUAUGCGUGUAAAUACACGUCCAUAAUACGAAACUAUACUGGGAAUCUAUCUAUCUAUCUAUCUAUCUAUCUAUCUAUCUAUCUACACACACACACACACACACACACACAUAUACACACACACACACACACACACACAUAUAUAUAUGUCUCUUCAUAUCUAUCUAUCUAUCUAUCUAUCUAUCUCUCUCUCUCUCUAUAUAUAUGUCUUUUCACAUCUAUCUAUCUAUCUCAGUCUAUCUCAUUGAGUCCAUAUCUAUCUAUCAAUCUAUCCAUCUAUCUCAUUGAGUACUCUCUCUCUCUCUCUCUCUCUCUCUCUCUCUCUCUCACUAUCUAUCUAUCUAUAUAUGAAAUUCCUCUUCACGCUCACACACACUAA